GGCAUUCGUCGCCACCUUUGCUCGCGCGCCCAUGGAGCAGAAUGGUGCUUCCCUUCAUGUUUCGUUGAUUGGAGACAACUUGGGUGUCCAAGGCACUGAUUUGGGGCAGAUUGGGCGCGUUAUCUAUACGGUGGAGCAAAGGGGCGAGCGGCUCGGCCUGGUGGGUGACCAAGCCAUAAAGGGCCAGACGUGCAUUAUGGGGGGUGAGCAGGCUGGUUUGGGCACCUACUCAGGCAGCCUAAACGAGCAAAUCAGAGGGGGGAGAGUUGUGCAGGCGCCCAUAGGCGCUGAUCUGGAUAGCCUAGGUGAAUUGCCUGGGCGCGUGAGGUGA
Molecule: messenger RNA, 331 nt
Organism: Ilex paraguariensis (yerba mate)
Lineage: Eukaryota; Viridiplantae; Streptophyta; Magnoliopsida; Aquifoliales; Aquifoliaceae
Source: the annotation of a GenBank genome assembly